AUGACGCCUACACCGCCAUCUACAACCUCAUCCAGCGCAGAGUACCACUUUCGUGUGCGCCAUGUCGACACAGGAAUAGGGACUCGGAAAAAGACCUCACCACAACAGAAUGCGCCAACAUCACCAGACGACAUGCAAAAUCGCAUUGACCGCUUGGAAGGGUUGGUUCUAUCGCUGAUGACCAAUGGCUCUCAGUCGUCUGGACGAGCGGCGGCUUUGGCUGCCAUAAACGGAGAGAGUAGUGGUCCAGCCGCUGAGCCAUCGAAUGAAUUGGACCUUGAUGAUGACCACGGGGAAGAGAGUGAUACUGAGCAAGUGACGAAAUCGUUUGGCGUGAUGAAGAUGAUGGACAACAACAAAUCGUACUACAUCAGUGAGGCACAUUGGGCUACUGUACUGAACGAUAUCGCCGAGGUACGGCAAUUCUUCACCUCACAUAAACAGGCAUUCGAAGACCAGGCGAACAAGAUAAAGUCAGUCCAGAAAGAGUCCGAUGUUGUACCACAGUCGACUCUUCUUUUCGGGGUGAUGAAGCCCUUAUCCCGGAGCGAAAUCAUUGCAUCAAUGCCUUCAAAAUACAUGACCGAUCUCUUAGUUGCGCGAUACUUCAACACUUACGACCCUGCAACCCAUAUCCUUCAUGGCCCAACGUUCCAAGCCCAAUACAAUAAGCACUGGGAGGAUCCUAGCCAAACUGAUCUGACAUGGAUUGCCAUGCUUUUCGCCUUGAUGAGGCUGGCCAUGUUGUCAUAUAAGAGAGAAGGCGAUGAGCCUCCAGAGUUCAAGGGCAAAGCAAUGGAUAUGGCUGGGUCUUUUAGGAAUUUAUUCGCCCACUGCGUGACAUUGGCCGACUAUACUAAACCCCAUCCAUUUUUGAUCGAAGCGCUUGUGUUCCACUUGCACGGUGACUUCACUCAAACCCGGGAAGCGGAUGUGUCCGUGUGGGUUUUGGCCGGUGUAAUUGCUCGUCUAGCAAUGCGCAUGGGCUAUCAUCGCGACUCAAAGAUGUUUCCAAAUAUCAGUCCAUUCCAGGGCGAGAUGCGGCGGCGAGUGUGGUCAUUUGUAAGGCUAUCAGACGUGCUAUUUUCAUUUCAGGUUGGCUUGCCAAGUUUGCUACGGGCUGCCGACAUGGAUACGGAACUGCCGCAGAACCUUUACGAUGAUGACUUCGACGAGCACACCAAAGAUAUGCCGGCCCCUCGCCAGUUAAGUGAGCCAACUCCGAUAUCCUAUCUCAUCACCAAGGCUCGCCUGGUUGGUGCGUUUGGCAAAGUGAACGAAUUCGCAUCUUCGGUGAUGACCGCUUCCUACGACAAGGCUAUGGAACUCGACACGGAGCUUCGUCGGGCCCGAGACUUGAUUCCAGACCACUUGCAGAUCCGUCCCAUCGAAGAGUGCCAGUUAGAUCCUGUGCAGCUCAUUAUGUCUCGCUUCUCAGUCCACACCGUCUACCAUAAGGCACAGAUUGUGCUCCACCGCCCCUAUCUCGUCCGCGCCCGCGAGAAUCCCCGUUUCACGUACUCGCGACGGACUUGCAUCGAUUCCGCCAUCGAGCUGCUCGGGUUCCAACGGAUGUUUCACGCAGAAACGCGUCACGGUCGCCUCCGAGGCCGCCAGACUCUAGUGACCUCCCUCAGCUCCGCCGAUUUCCUCCUCGCAGCCACCAUUGCCUGUCUCGACCUGUAUCAGGGAUACCUGCUGCAAGCCGCCGGGCGGCCCUCCGGUGAUACGUACACGUGGGGCCGUGAACGGCGCGACGAGAUGAUCACCGCAGUCCAAGGCUCGAAAGAGAUCUGGGAUGAACUGCGGGAUCAAAGCAUGGAGGCAUGGAAAGCGAGCAACAUCCUGGGCGUGAUGUUGUCCAAGCUACACAACAGUAUCCCGGGCCUUGAAAGCGGCACCGGUGUACCCGAUCUGUUCGAGCCGCAAGACGAGAAGCAGAAUGCGGCAAUGACCUUGGGUCUUUUGAGCAGCGGAAUGAGCCCGAUGAAUCCGGGCCCGUCGCCACUCGGUGAUAAUUUGUUCAAGACGGGAGGUGACCCGACUAUGCCUGCGGGUCUGGGCAACCCGGCCGAAAUGCCUGGUGGCCCUCUCUCACCUUUCAGCAGCAUGUUCGGUGCUAUGCCGGACAUGCAGUCUAAUCUUGACUGGGAUGCCUGGGACACAUACAUUCAAAACCCGACACUUGAUGCUUCCAAUCAGUUUUGGCCUAUGAUGGAUGCUACAGGCCUCCCUCAGGGCGGCACUGCCUCCGACGAGCCUCAUUACGGCUCCUCACAAGCUCCAGAUCGAAUCCAGCCUCAAGGUUACAGGCGCUCUCAAGAUGCCUCCGCCCUCCAAAUCCGAUUGAACUCGGGGAAACAUGCCCCCGAAUCAUCAAACCACCGAGAGACCCGUGAACUCCACGACGAAGAAUUCUCAAGCAAGCCACCGACACCAGAGGAGUCGCUUGUAGAAGAAGGUCUAGAGCCCGAAGAACGACGAGCCCUGGAACGCGACACACCUUCUAAGGAGCGGAUUCGCGCCGGCCAUGCGCGAUCUCAAGCGACACGCAACUCAAACUCAGAAGGCGGAGGCAUUCGAUUCAACCGCCCAAUAGAAACUGUAUACAUUGGAAACUUGUUCUGGGACCUCAAGGCAGAAGAUCUGCGGGCGCACAUGGAGCAGUACGGGACGGUGAUCAGCGCCAUGAUCACGCAUGACAACCGGGGUCUAAGUAAAGGAUUCGGAUACGUUCAGUACAGCACGAUCCAAGAAGCAAGGCUAGCUAUCGAGCGACAAGAUAUGCAGAUGCUUCAUGGCCGCCAGACAGUUGUGCGGUUUGCGCGUACGCAAAUGGAGCAGACGCAAGAUGACCUCAAUGCCAAACCCUCGAGUACCCUCUUCAUUGGCAAUAUCCCAUACGAGCUGACAGACCGGGAUCUGCAAGAUCUCUUCAUCGAUGUAUACAAUUUUACUGACAUUCGCAUUCCGGUGGAUCGGAGAUCGGGGACCCCUCGUGGUUACGCACAUGCUGAGUUCAUAGAUAUCCCAGCGGCUGAAGCUGCCAGGGAAAUCCUGCGUAGGAAGUUCCCGUAUGGGAGGAAGCUGAAGGUGCAAUUUGCUCAUGGCAUCAAAAAGGGCGGUGGUCCAAGCGGGUCGGACUGA
This is a messenger RNA of Penicillium chermesinum, 3147 nucleotides long. RefSeq lists its product as uncharacterized. Gene Ontology annotation, biological process: DNA-templated transcription; regulation of transcription by RNA polymerase II. The transcript is spliced from 9 exons. The record is from RefSeq and is a predicted model, not a curated record. The coding region runs from base 1 to 3147 and encodes 1048 amino acids. Gene Ontology annotation, molecular function: zinc ion binding; DNA-binding transcription activator activity, RNA polymerase II-specific; RNA binding. Lineage: Eukaryota; Fungi; Ascomycota; Eurotiomycetes; Eurotiales; Aspergillaceae. Gene Ontology annotation, cellular component: nucleus.